AUGUCGAAUACGAUUUCUAGGUUUACCAGCAAAGCGGCAGCUGCAUUAGUUCGUCCUUGCCACGCGCACCGAUUCGCCUCCCCACGUUUUCAGCGGACGGCGUACUCCACUUCCACCGGCAAAGAGACGACUUCAUCCUCGUCCUCGCAGAGCGGAAGACCAUCUGCGAUUGCUCAGCGUAUACCGGACACAACUACGCUGCAUGCUCCUCAUCGGUUCCGGGAGUUUGAGCUCGAUGGCAAAGUCUUCGUUGUGACUGGGGGUGCUCAGGGGCUCGGGUUGACACUCGCAGAAGCCUUGGUCGAGGCAGGAGGUAAUGUCUACUGUCUCGACCGCCUGCCAGCGCCGACAGAGGAGUAUUACCAAACCCAGGGUUGCGUCGCCGGCAAAUUCGAGGGCAGCCUUCAUUAUCGCCAGGUCGACGUGCAGGAUGCCAGCAAUCUCGACUCGGUCAUUGAGGACAUCGCAAGCAAGUAUGGCCGCAUGGACGGGCUGAUCGCGGCUGCCGGUGUUCAGAACGUAACGCCUGCGCUGGAAUACCCGCCUCAUAAGAUCACAGAGAUGAUGAACAUCAACUACGGAGGCGUCUAUCUCUCCGCCGUAAGCUGCGCAAGGGCGAUGGUAAAGCACCAAACACCGGGCUCCAUCCUCCUCGUAGGAUCCAUGAGCGGUUUGAUAGCCAACAAAGGCUUCACUGCCAGCGUCUACAACUCCUCGAAGGCUGCUGUGAUCCAACUUGGCCGCAGUCUGGCGAUGGAGUGGGGGAAGAUUAUUGAUGGCAAGCCAAUCCGCGUGAAUGUGUUGUGUCCGGGAAACAUCGUGACGCCGAUGGUCCGCAAGAACUUCGACGAUGAUCCGCAUCUGCGAGAGCUGUGGGAGCGUGAGAACAUGAUGGGACGCAUCUCAGAGCCUAGAGAGUAUCGAGGAGCAGCGCUGUUCAUGCUGAGUGAUGCUUCAUCAUUCAUGACCGGUAAGUUCUGGCGGACGCAGCCUUCCACCUGUACGGGCCACAGCUGA
Molecule: messenger RNA, 1017 nt
Organism: Saxophila tyrrhenica
Lineage: Eukaryota; Fungi; Ascomycota; Dothideomycetes; Mycosphaerellales; Extremaceae
Exons: 6
Coding region: 1-1017 (338 amino acids)
Cellular component (GO): intracellular anatomical structure
Molecular function (GO): oxidoreductase activity, acting on NAD(P)H, oxygen as acceptor
Source: RefSeq, a predicted model, not a curated record